AGUGUUUUGUCGGCAGGAUUUCUUUCCGCUGGUGUUGCUCCGCUCGCCGUCCCCAUGGAAACCAAGCGUUUGGUUUUAGAGAAAAAUACAUUAAACUACAAUAAUAACAACCAAUCCUGCUCAUCGUUAUUACACGCAACACGUUCGUUUUAAAGAAAAUAAUUGUGAAGAUGAAACUACAAUUUGUAUAAGAAUGAUCUUAUUGUAAAUAUCAUGCCUUUUAUCUCAAAUUACUACUGUUCUACUGCGUUAAAAAUUUAGUAAAAGUACAAGUUAAAUAAGGCGUUAAAAUGAAGUACAUUUUAAAAGCAGAUUACAUGGGCUUAUCAAACACAUCUAUAGGGGAAAGAAGCCACUCGACAUAUUUUAAGCUAUCUCUUUUACUGCUUUUAACAAUGACGUUUGUGUAGUAUAGGAGGUUUAAACAAACCUCAUAGUCAGGGCAGUCAUCUGCACUGCUGCUGGUACUGGUACAGCAGAAACACAACAAACAUGUUCGCCAUCGGUGUUUCACAACGGAAUGGGAUAGUUGCUACACCGGAAGUGUAGUUUUUCCUGCGGGAGACAGCGCUGGAGUUCUGCAGGAGUUCCGAGAAAUUGUGUUGCUUGAUUAAUUAUCGCAGCGGCAACAACAGAAGAGAAACGCGGAAACGGGCAGGGUUCGUGUUUGAAUCGCCGGGGCCCAGAUUAGUAAGUUAAACCCGGCAACGUGUGGGUCUGCGGCAGGGCAGAGUCCAGUUGAGCAAUCCGGGGAUGGCUGCGAUGGCCGGCUCGGCGGAGGGCGACGGCACCGCGACCCUGAACUUCAACGUGGGUGUGCUGGGCCAUGUGGACAGCGGGAAGACCUCGCUGGCCCGGGCGCUGAGCAGCACCGCGUCCACGGCGGCCUUCGACAAGAACCCGCAGUCCCGGGAGCGGGGCAUCACGCUGGACCUCGGCUUCUCCUCCUUCUCGGUGGAGCUGCCGGAGCACCUGCGGGAGCAGUGCCGGGAGAGGGGCUUCAGCCGCCUGCAGUUCACCCUGGUCGACUGCCCGGGGCACGCCUCGCUCAUCCGCACUAUCAUCGGGGGUGCCCAGAUCAUCGACUUGAUGAUGCUGGUGGUGGACGUGACGAAGGGCGUGCAGACGCAGACGGCGGAGUGCCUGGUGAUCGGGGAGAUGACGUGUCCACGCAUGGUGGUCGUCCUGAAUAAGACUGACCUGCUCCCUGCGGCCAAGAGGCAGGCCACCAUCGACAAGAUGACCAAGAGAAUGCUCAAGACCCUGGAGAACACCAGAUUCCAGGGCUGCCCUGUGAUCGCUGUGGCAGCCAAGCCGGGGGGUCCUGAGGCCCCCGACACCGAGCUGCCCCAGGGAGUGCCUGAGCUCAUCGAGCUGCUGAAGGCCCAGGCAUACCUUCCUCACAGAGACCCGUCGGGGCCCUUCCUCAUGGCGGUGGAUCACUGCUUUUCCAUCAGGGGGCAGGGCACCGUCAUGACGGGGACUGUCCUGCAGGGGGCAGUGUCGCUCAACGACGGCAUCGAGAUCCCGGCCCUGAAGGUGACCCGGAAGGUGAAAUCGCUGCAGAUGUUCCGCAGGGCGGUCAGCCGGGCGAUGCAGGGAGACAGGGUGGGCGUGUGCGUGACGCAGUUCGACCCCAAGCUGCUGGAGCGGGGUGUGGUGUGCACCCCGGAGUCCCUGCGCACGCUGCACGCCGCCGUCGUCUCCGUGCGCAAGAUCGGGUACUACCGCGGCGCGCUGCCCACGCGGAGCAAGUUCCACAUCACCAUCGGCCACGAGACCGUCAUGGCCAGGGUCACCUUCUUCGGCCCCGCCCCCGCCGAGGCAGGCCCCGCCCCCGCCGAGGCAGGCCCCGCCCACAGCUUCUCCUUCGACAGGGACUACCUCUUCCAGGAGGAGUACGUGACCGGCCAGCCAGGGGCGGCGGGGGAGGCCCCUGACCCGGAGCAGUGGGCGCUGCUGGAGUUCGAGAAGCCGGUCACGUGCCCGCCGCUCUGCCUGGUGAUUGGCUCCAAGCUGGACACGGACAUCCACGCCAACACCUGCCGCCUGGCGUUCCAUGGGCGCCUGCUGUGCGGCUUCGAGGACCGGGGGUACGCCGAGACCGAGCUGCCCCGUCUGCGGAUCUACAAGACCAAGCAGAGGGAGGGUCAGGUGGAGAGGGUGACUGACGACUACACCGUGAUCGGCCGGAACCUCUUCAAAAAGGAGACCAACCUUCAGCUGUUUGUGGGGUUAAAGGUCACGCUGUCGACGGGGGAGACGGGGGUCAUCGAGGGAGGUUUCGGGCAGAGCGGCAAGUUCAAGAUCCGAGUGCCAGGGCAGCGAAUAACUUUUAGAAGAACCAGUGAGCCCUUGUCUUUGGUGUUGUCGGCAGGGGUCUGGAGUGAAGAUCCAGCUGUUCCCGUCUCUCCCUGUGUUCUCCAGGAGUUCUGUCUCUGUUCCUCUUUUUCCUCUCUGGGUACCCUCCUGUGUCUCCCUCUAUCCCCUCUCCCGCUGCCCCCCUCUUGCCCCGCGUCUGGAUCAGUGUGUAUCCAGGAUGUGUCAGAUGGAGCCUUGAGGAUGGAGCUCGGCCCAGGCGAUCUCUGCUGGUCAUCUCCAGGUGCCCGAUCAGCAGGGAGAUCUCUGUUACAGGUUUAAUAGCUUGCACAGGCGUUCAGCUUAAAGGAUGUGUCAGAAGGGAAUUUCCUUGGUGCUCCAUAUAGCAUGUAUGGUAUUUUAAUUUUAUUUUUCAUUUUCUCUUCAAAGCUUGUUGGGAGAAAUUUUCCUUCCAGAUUGGUUGCUGUUACCUUUCCAAGGUUUCUGGUACAAAGGAUUAUGUAAUGUUUUGGACAGAAUACCUUUGUGGUAUGUUUAAAUACUCAUUGCGUUGAUGUGCACAUGUGUAUUUUCGGAUUAGCCGGUCUGUGUUUUUUUGGGAGAGUUUCAGCCGCCUGUCACAUCAGGACAGCAGAGAGGAGCAUACUGUUCGCACCCACACUGUGGGAAGGAUAGAAGGCAAGAAAGGAGAGGAGGGAUGUCUUGUCCGUCUGGGCCCUUGUGGAGAGAGCUCCUGUGAGAAUCAGCAGAAGGAAGUUCUAUGUGACUGAGUCCUUUUCCCUGUUCUGUUCUGCUGGGUAACCCUGUUUCCCUGGAAAUGACUAAACAGACUUUCAGACUCAUACUGUAUUACACAGCAGUCUGAUCCGCUCCAGGUGUGACAGUGUUGUCAGACUCCCAGUGCGC
Messenger RNA from Lepisosteus oculatus (spotted gar), 3225 nucleotides. NCBI's taxonomy places the organism in Eukaryota, Metazoa, Chordata, Actinopteri, Semionotiformes, Lepisosteidae. The record is from RefSeq and is a predicted model, not a curated record.